This is a messenger RNA of Momordica charantia (bitter melon), 572 nucleotides long. Its product is annotated as RPM1-interacting protein 4. The record is from RefSeq and is a predicted model, not a curated record. NCBI's taxonomy places the organism in Eukaryota, Viridiplantae, Streptophyta, Magnoliopsida, Cucurbitales, Cucurbitaceae.
UUCUUCCUUCUUCUUCCUCAAAAUCUCAGUCUUCUCAGGCUUCAUCCAUGGCAUCAGGUGACAAUGGCAGAACUCUACCCAAAUUUGGUGAGUGGGAUGCUAAGGAUCCUGCUUCGGCUGAAGGGUUCACGAUGAUUUUCAACAAGGCAAGAGAUAAUAAGAAGAAUGGAGGAGGAACAACUUCAAAGACAGUGAUUUCGCAGAAAACCCAAAACCAAAAACAUGAAGCUUCAAAGAAGAAUCACAAGUACGAGUUUCCAAGAAAGAAAGCAUGGAGUUGCUUCGCUUUUUAGCCUUUUUUGUGCUUCUCAAAGAACAAAAUUCUGCUGCUUCUGGGUGGCUGCCUUCUUUAGUGCAGAGAAUAUUAUGAUGCUGUGGAUAUGCAAAUUUUUUGUGUAUAUAUUUGGCCAUUUGGGUCUCUUAUUUUUGGAAAAAUAUUUGAUGGGAUUUUCUCUCUGUUCAUUACAUUAGGCUUCUUGUUGGGUUACCCUCAUCCUGUAUUUGAAACAUUCUUUAUUAGAUUUUUUUGAAGUCAUGUAUUGUUAUAUUGAAGUGGUCUUAUUUGAUCAUCA